UGAGGCUCUAGUAAUUACCACAUCAGAGUUGGUUCAGAGAAAGCAGAUCAUGGCCAAAAGGGCAAACUACCUGUACAUUCUAAUGAAGGAUGUGUAUGGAGAGAAGGCUCCAGGGAAGAUCAUGUCUGUCCUAGCAGGUUCAAAACCUGUUCAAGUGUUACAAGGUGAACUGCUUACUCAAAUUCACCAUAGAGAGUUGGUACAGCGCAAUGAUGGAAGACCUCCUCACAACUUUUGCUCCACAAAAGACCCCAGUGUCACACUGUAUGGUGGUCAGGACGAUUACUAUGUGUUUCCACUGAAUAGCAGAGAUCUACAGCUUUUGGGAGCUAUUGAGAAGCCUUGUGAUCGAUUUGCUGUGUUCUCUGAGGACAGUAAGCUGGAAUGGGGCAGCAGACUGAAGAGAGGUGACCAGGUAUAUGUGAGGCUCCCUGGUGAUAAAACAAGUGCACCUACCUGGUCUGAUGGUGUAGUGAGACAUGCUGGACCUGUGGAAUCAUUACCAGGGAGGAACUUUGGAGUGGAGAUUACAGAUUCUCGUUACCUUGGAAAAGGCAUCAGUAAUGGUUUCUUUGGGGGAUACAGAUAUUUUGACUGUGAUCAAGACUGUGGUCUCUUUGUGUCUCUGGAUAAGCUUGCUGCUAAACCACCUCACCAAGUGCCCCAUGGCUCCACACGUCAGCAGCUAAAGAGCUCUUCUUCAUCAGGGGUCAACUCUUCUACCCACGGGUCACCUAUCGAUAAGCCCCCUACAUGUAUGUUCAAGAUCAACGAUCGUGUGGUGGUCUACAACAGGAAGAAUGUAGCCAUGCAUGGAACUGUUCGCUGGACUGGUAGAGAUGUACAGACUAGAACACUGGACACCAACCACAUAGGGAUUGAAACAGAUUGGACUGUUGCCACUAAUCUUUUCCCUAAAGCACUAACGGGAAUAACUCACUUAUUUAAGGCUGCACCUGGUCACUAUUUAGUGGUCCCUGAGGACUUUGUGUUCAAAGAAGAGUUGACCAACACUCGCACACCCCCAGCUCGAGCUGUCGACCUUUCAGACCCAGCAGCUGCUGCACGUGAGGAGGGCAUGACUGAGCGACAGUUUUUGGCAGAGCAGGAAAAAGUUUUAAAGGCUGCUAAAGAGGCUAAGAUAGAGGAGGCCAGAAAAGAAGCUGCUGCUAGAAAUGAGAAAAGAGGAAAUACUUCAAAUCCAGAACUCAGAGAAGUAAAGGGUGCACUUGCACUUGAUGAGAGCGCCACUCAGCAAGAGGCAAUGAAACUUUUUGAAGAAGCAAAAAAGAAAGAGCAAGACCUCGCUAAUCAAUAUGAACAAGGAAGAGAAAAUCUAAUUCAGAAACAACAUUCAUGGCAUCCUGGAAGUGAUCCCACGUAUGAGACCAUACCAUGUCACAGUCAGAAUGAAGGAGCUACUGCAAAUUCAGUCGAUCAUGAGAGGGCCCAUCAGCAACAAGGGAGAGCUGGAGAUUACCCAUCACAAACUUAUCCCCCUCCUGGAGUUUAUGUCGAUCCAUCUGACAGCCAUCACUCUGAGGAUCAUCCACCACUCAACUAUGACAACAUGCCUGGGGCUGGCAACAAGCAGUCUACUGUGGUAGCCAUAGCUACCAAGCAUCAGUUUGUUGUGGGCUCUCGAGUUGAGUUUUCUGACCCACCUCGAUACGGUGAGAUUCGCUGGAUGGGCAACUUCCCUCAAGUCAAUGGACUGAUUGCUGGACUGGAGUUGGAGGAGGAUAUGGAGGGCUGUACUGAUGGUACCUGGCAGGGGAUAAGGUUGUUUUUUUGCAAGUACGGCCAAGGAUUAUUCUGCCCUGUCACAGCACUUCAUCCUGACCAGCGUGGAUCUGCCCCCUCACAAUUUGCUGGCAAUACUCCUCCAAUCCAGAGGGAGCCGAGACAGCUACCACCAUUACCACGCCCUGCUGCUCCUGUGGACGUCUCCAUGGGCUCUGCUGUUCAGUUCGGUUGCUCUCAAAACCCCUGGUACGGAAUUGUGAGGUGGAUUGGGAACCUCCCUGGCGAUCAGGAGCUACUGGCAGGGAUUGAGCUGGAGGAGUAUGCUGAUCGUUGUGGAGAUGGAGAGUUGAAUGGUGUCCGUUACUUCCAAUGUGGUUAUGGCAAAGCAACCUUCUAUCCAGUGGCUCGUCUCCUAUCUGACCAGAGAUAUGCUGACUCAGCACCUGCUCAUGGAUUCCCAGCACAAGCUGGCAUUAACCCUCUACAAGUGCCAUUCGAAGAGAACGUUGAUCAAACAACAGUGCCAUCCCCACGCCACUACGUGGGUGAUCAGAAGGGUAUCCAGGGAAACCAGAACUCUUGCUACCUGGACUCCACUCUCUUUGGAUUAUUUGCCCUCAGCAAUAUCUUUGAUGACAUGUUCCUGGAAGAUAGUUACAGCACUAGUACUACUGACAUCAACAGACAGGCCAUCAGUAACAUGCUCUGGAAGGGAAUCGUCAACCCUCUCAGAAAGAAUGGUGUGGUGAGGUUUGAAUCAGUUAUGAAGAUGAGAAACAAGAUGGAUGAGCUGGGGAAGAUUGAGAAGGAGAAAGAUCCUGAGGAGUUUCUGAACAUGCUGUUUAAGCACGUACUACACGCAAGGCCAUUCAUCUCCAUCAGACGUCCGUUUGGUGUGGAGCAAGAGUUCUUUGUCCAACUGUUUGUGGAGCCAGAUCCUAACCUCAGACUACCCACUGUAGGGAUGCUCAUUACCAUGAUGUUCAAGGAGCAAAAUAUCUCAUUUACCAAGAUCCCAUCGAAAUUUCUCGUUCAAGUGCCACGAUUUGGAAGGGAGUUCAAAACUUACCCAAAAAUUGUGCCUGAUUUGAAGCUGAAAAUUGCAGAGAUCACAGACUCAGGUAAAACUUGUAUGUUCUGUGGAGAGCCGUCUCAAUACAAGUGUUCCGAGUGUGUGAAUGAGGAUGCUGCCAGUAGCUAUGUGUAUUACUGUGUCACUUGCUGUCCACUGGCCCACAAGAAGGAUAAGAGAAAACAGCACAAGCCAGAGCCUGCAUUGAACAGCAAUAAUGAUAUCUACAAGUUGGACCUCCUCUCUGUGAUCUGCAUUGAGACCAGUCACUACGUCUGCUUCACUAGAGACCUUCACACAAACACAUGGCUCUUCUUUGACAGCAUGGCCAACAGAGUCUUUGACACAUACAACAUUCCACGUGUGACUGACUGCACUCGUGAGCUGAAUGAGUGGGUGUAUGAGGGAGACCAGGACAGGUUGAUCAAUACACCACCAAGAGAGCUACCAGAGUUGGUCCGACGAUUCACUCAAGAUACCUACAUGUGUGUCUAUGUUCAGCCUGAUGUUGCUAUGUAUGGAGAUGGUGACGAGGAGGAUUAUCUGAGUCCAGUCAGAGAGCCUUACUCCAUUGUUAGUGAAGGUGUUGUCCCAACAGUACCCAAGCCAAUGGAGAGCAAAGAUGAUGUCAUAGAGGAGCUUAAACAAGAAAACACUUCUCUUCAGGCAGAAAACAGAAAUCUUCAACAGAGAAUCGAAACCAAUCAGGCCGAGCAGUCUCAACUAUUUGAAGCUGAAAAGCAACAGUUGUUACAACGAUACAAUGAGCGAGAACGUACCACCUCUCAAGAAAUGGCCGAGAAAGAAGAGCAAAUACAACUUCACAAAAUGGAAAAGCACCAAUUAGAUAACAAAAAGCGCCAGCUAGAAAGGCAAAAGCAACACCUUGAAGCUCAAUCACAGCGCUACCAACAACAGGCUCAGAACUUGCAACGAAGGCUAGAAGUGGCAGAAAGCAAAACAAAUCAGUCAAAGUUUUCUAAACUCCAAAUUCCGCGACUAGACCAAGACUCGUGGAAUGUACGAAGACAAGAAGUUGUGUUACAAGACAACCUAGGACAUGGUGCUUGGGGAUCAGUGUGUCGAGGGUUGUUUCGUGGUCAGCAAGAGGAGUUUCUGAACAUGCUCUUCAAACACAUGCUACACACGAGGCCAUUCAUCUCCAUUAGACGUCCGUUUGGUGUGGAGCAAGAGUUCUUUGUCGAACUGUUUGUGGAGCCAGAUCCAAACCUCAAACUACCCACUGUGGGGGUAGUCAUUACCAUGAUGUUCAAGGAGCAAAAUAUAUCAUUUACCAAGAUCCCAUCGAAAUUUCUCGUUCAAGUGCCACAAUUUGGAAGGGAGUUCAAAAUUUACCAAAAAAUUGUACCCGACUUGAAGCUGAACAUUGCAGAGAUCACAGACUCAGGCAAAACCCCUCCUUGUAUGAUCUGUGGAGAGCUGUCCCAAUACAAGUGUUCCAAGUGUGUGAAUGAGCAUAAUGUCAGUGGCUAUGUGUAUUACUGUACCACUUGCUGCCCACUGGCCCAUAAGAAGGAUGAGAGAAAACAGCACAAGCCAGAGCCUGCACUGAUCAACAAUAAUGAGCUGUACAAGUUGGACCUCCUCUCUGUGAUCUGCAUUGAGACCAGUCACUACGUCUGCUUCACUAGAGACCUCAACACAAACACAUGGCUCUUCUUUGACAGCAUGGCCAACAGAGUCUAUGACACAUACAACAUUCCACGUGUGACUGACUGCACUCGUGAGCUGAAUGAGUGGGUGUAUGAGGGAGACCAGGACAGGUUGAUCAACACACCACCAAGAGAGCUACCUAAGUUGGUCCGACGGUUCACUCAAAACAUAUACAUGUGUGUCUAUGUUCAGCCUGAUGUCGCCAUGUACGGAGAUGCUGAAGAGUAUUGUCACAGUUCAAGUGUUGUCCCAACAGUGCUCAAGCCGAAGGAGAGCAAAGAUGAUGUCAUUGAGGAGCUUAAACAGGAAAACAGUGCUAGUCAAGAAGAAAACAGAAGUCUUCAACAAAGAAUCGACACCAAUCAGGCCGAGCAGUCUCAACAUAUCCAACUAUUGGAAGCUGAAAAGCAACAGUUGUUACGACGAUACAAUGAACGAGAACGUACCACCUCUCAAGAAAUGGCCGAGAAAGAAGAGCAAAUACAACAACAAAAAAGGAAAAAGCAACAAUCAGAUAACGAAAAGCACCAACUGGAAAGGCAAAAGCAAUACUUCCAACAGCAGGCUCAGAACUUGCAACGAAGGCUAGAGGUGGCAGAAAGCAAAACAAGUCAGUCAAAGUUUUCUAAACUUCAAAUUCCGCGACUAGACCAAGACUCGUGGAAUGUACGAAGACAAGAGGUUGUGUUACAAGACAACCUAGGACAUGGUGCUUGGGGAUCAGUGUGUCGAGGGUUGUUCCGUGGUCAGCAAGUAGCAGUAAAGUGUGCACACAAAGAAAUACUCCACGAAAACACGAUUGAUCAGCUCAAGAGAGAGAUUCGAAUCAUGGCUCAUGUUCAACACCCCAACCUGGUGCGACUGAUUGCUGCUGUAGUGGACGCUGGUGUGGAGAGAGGUACUGACUCACCUCUGCUUGUUCUGGAGCUCUUGGAUACUGACGUCCGAUCCGCUUACAAGAGGAAAAUUGUCAAUUUCCAAAAGGAUGCUUUGUUAUCGAUAUUUCGAGAGGUGGCUUAUGCCCUCCACUACCUCCACGAGCAUCAAGAGCCCAUCAUCCACCGUGAUGUGAGUGCUCCCAACGUCCUCCUCCAGCAAAUACACCCAGGAGUUUGGAAGGCAAAACUAUCCGACUUUGGAUCAGCCAAUCUGGCUAAAAGCUGCAAGACAGCAGCUCCUGGUGCCAUUGUGUAUGCUGCCCCCGAAACCUUCCCACCAUCUAAUCUGGACGAUCCCCUUCCGAAACAAACUACAAAGAUUGAUGUGUACAGUUACGGCUACCUCCUAGCUGAGGCCGUUGCCAAGGAGAUGCCUUCCCCUGAGAACAGAAGAGCAAUACUAUUAUGUAUCAAGAGUGAGUGGGAACAAGUGUACGAUAUCAUAGCAGCUUGCGUCGAGAGCCAACCAGACAAUAGACUAUCAAUGACCCAAGUACUUGAAAAACUCAAUAAGCUGCCGUCUCAGUAACUAUUGAUUUGUGCAUAGUGUAUUGAUUUUUUAGCAUUGUUGUUGUAUGUUCUUACAAUGUCAUCUCUUUGUGGUCAGAUAGACACCACUUGUACUGC
Halichondria panicea is the source of this 6057-nucleotide messenger RNA. RefSeq lists its product as uncharacterized. The transcript is spliced from 19 exons. NCBI's taxonomy places the organism in Eukaryota, Metazoa, Porifera, Demospongiae, Suberitida, Halichondriidae. The record is from RefSeq and is a predicted model, not a curated record. Gene Ontology annotation, molecular function: cysteine-type deubiquitinase activity; protein kinase activity; ATP binding. Gene Ontology annotation, cellular component: cytosol. Gene Ontology annotation, biological process: protein phosphorylation; protein K63-linked deubiquitination. The coding region runs from base 50 to 5959 and encodes 1969 amino acids.